GUGUAGUAUAGACGCACUACAGUUUCGUUCGCUCUGCUCACGUGGACUGAAGAGCUUAUUAUUCUUGUUAAUAAACUUCAGGUUUUAUUUCAUUCUUGCUCUCCAGCGUGACUGUAAAAUGGGUUCCAAGAAUAAACAGAAUUCAGAAACAGAGAACCAGGUGUCUCUGCCGGUCCGUUGUGGUUUUGGCUGGUUAAUGUUUUUAGCUGAAGUGCUGCUGUUUGGUGCUCUCGGCCUCUGUAUCUUCUGGAUCGUUCAUUAUGGUGGCGGUAUAGCAUGGGCCAACGAUACUUCCAAACAGUUUAAUUUGCACUAUAUUCUUAUGGUUGGAGGGUUUAUCUUCCUCAAUGGACAAUCCAUUUUAGUGUUCAGGAACUUUCCCUGCUGUAAAAUAAUCUAUAACAAGGUGUUACAUACCAUCUUCUACGUAUUGGCCAUCUCAGCCAUCACAAUCGGGUUAGUGUCGGCCAUCCAAGCCCACAAUAAUAGUCCAGACUCCAAACAUUUUUACAGCAUCCAUUCCUGGAUUGGACUAGGCACUAUGGGCCUGUUUGCCCUUCAGUUCAUCUUUGGGUUCAUCGUUUUCUUGAUCUUGUUGUGCUGCGACGCCGCAACAACCAAGUUUCGGGACCAACUCCUGCCAACCCAUGUGACAUUUGGGCUGAUUAUUUUCAGCAUGGCUGUCGCUGCAUGUGUUACAGGCCUGACCCAAACUGCUCGCCACAGACUCAGCACUAAGCUACUCAAUGAACACUAUCUGUACUCCGAAUUGUGGGGUUUAAGCCCUCGAGAUUACCGUUGA
Messenger RNA from Limulus polyphemus (Atlantic horseshoe crab), 802 nucleotides. Its product is annotated as probable ascorbate-specific transmembrane electron transporter 1. Gene Ontology annotation, molecular function: oxidoreductase activity. The coding region runs from base 119 to 802 and encodes 227 amino acids. NCBI's taxonomy places the organism in Eukaryota, Metazoa, Arthropoda, Merostomata, Xiphosura, Limulidae. The transcript is spliced from 5 exons. The record is from RefSeq and is a predicted model, not a curated record.